GGGGGGGUGACAGCUUUAUAUUACGGGGGGAGACUUUGUAGUCGGGGAGGGCCGCUCUUUACAGUACGGAAAGCCGACUUUGGAUACGGUGGGAAGGCGCUGGCUCUAUCUUAGCUGUCCGGCUAGCGCCAUAUCCGCUUUAGCUUAGCCGCCGGCCGGGCUAGGCAGCCGCUCGUCCGUGUCUGCAGGCGGCGCGACCCAUGCUGCUGUAGCGCGGGGGGCCGGUCCAUCGCCAUGGUAGCCUCCGCGGCCGCUUUCCUGCUGGUAUGCCUGCUUCUGUCUCCGGCAGACAGCGCGAUAAAAGCCUCGACGGAAGAGGAGCGGAGCGAAGUGGGGCUCGAUGCCCUCCACGACAUGCUGACGGACUUCGAGGUGCUGCCGGUGUCCAGCCUGCGGCAGCACUCCGUCAGAAAGAGGGAUGUCACUGCCGAGUCCCAGGUCGAGCGCCUCUUCAGCUUCACGGCUCUCAAUAGGUAUUUUAAGCUUUACUUGACGACCAACAGAAACCUGUUUGCUAAAGACUUCAAAGUGGUGUUUCUAGAUGGUGGUGGCCAGGGGAGGAGGUACGAUGUCCAGAUGCAGAACUACUUCAGCGGCCAUGUCGUGGGGGAGGAGCAUUCUCGUGUGCAGGCACACAUAGACGGCAAUGAAUUCUCGGCCCACAUUCUGACCGACGAAGCGGAAUACAACGUCGAGCCCCUGUGGAGGUUCACGGAAAAGCCCGAUGAUGACCGGCUGCUCGUGUAUCGCUCUGAGGACAUCCGCAACAUCAGCCGCAUCGCCUCACCGAAGGUGUGCGGUUACGUACGGGCCAAGGAGCUCAUUCCGGAGGGCGCUCAGACCCUCAGAGAAGAGGAGGAGGAAGGCCUGGAGCACGGGCACCUCCACCGGGAGAAGAGGCAGGCUCACAGCCCCAAGAAAAAUACCUGUCCCCUGCUACUGGUGGCCGACUAUCGCUUCUUUACCUACAUGGGCCGCAAAGAGGAGAGCACUACCCUGAACUACCUGAUUGAACUGAUCGACCGGGUGGACGACAUCUACAGGAACACUUCCUGGGAUGAUGAAUUUAAGGGAUACGGCGUGCAAAUCCAGCAGAUAAUCAUCAAUAAGGAACCCACCAAAGUCAAAAACGAGGUGCAUUAUAACAUGGAAGGGAGUCCGGACAAGUCCAAAGACGUGUGGGACGUCAAGAAGUUGCUGGAGCAAUUCAGCUCGGACAUUGCGGAGAACGCCUCGACCGUCUGCCUCGCUCACCUCUUCACCUACCAGGACUUCGACGAGGGCACGCUGGGCUUGGCGUACGUGGCCCCCUCCAGGUCUAUGGACGGAUCCGCGAACUCCAAAGCCCCGGGCCUGGGCGGCCUCUGCUCAGGGGCAUACACUCCUCCUGGAACUAGGAAGCGGACUUACUUAAACACCGGCUUAACCAGCACUAAGAAUUAUGGGAAAACUAUCCUUACAAAGGAGGCAGACCUGGUGACGACUCAUGAGCUGGGCCACAAUUUCGGAGCCGAGCACGACCCCGACAACAUCGCCCACUGUGCCCCCAGCGACGACAACGGGGGCAAGUAUGUCAUGUAUCCCAUAGCAGUGAGUGGGGACCACGUCAACAACAAGCGCUUUUCCAACUGCAGCAAGAUCUCCAUCGGGAAAACUCUGAAGCUGAAGGCUCCCAUUUGCUUCCGAGAGAGGAACAGCAAGGUGUGUGGGAACUCGCGGGUGGAGGAGGGCGAGGACUGCGAUCCGGGGCUGCUCCAUCUGCAGCACGACCCCUGCUGCACCAGCAAUUGCAAGUUCAGACCCGGCGUCCAGUGCAGUGACCGGAACAGCCCAUGUUGCAGAAAUUGCACCUUUGAGAAAGCAGGGAAAGUCUGCCAGGAGUCCAUCAGUGCCACCUGUAAGGGGGAAUCCAAGUGUACAGGUAACAGCAGUCUGUGCCCACCUCCUGUCAACGCCCGCGACGACACCAUCUGCGUGGACAGUGGCACGUGCCGUGGAGGAGAAUGCAUCCCGUUCUGCGUGGCCAGCGAGAACCUCUUGCCCUGCGCCUGCAAUGAGACGACCAACUCAUGUAAGGUGUGCUGUCGGGACAAGGCCGGCAUCUGUGCCCCUUUCGAGAAGAACGGGAAAUACCUCUACCUACGGAAGGGGAAACCUUGCACCGUGGGCUUCUGUGAUGAAGGCGGGAAGUGCAUGAAGCAGGUCCAGGAUGUCAUCGAACGUCUGUGGGACUUCAUCGACAAGCUGGACAUCAACACUUUUGGGAAAUUCCUGGCGGACAACAUCGUGGGCUCGGUUGUGGUGUUCUCCCUCAUCUUCUGGAUCCCCCUUAGCAUCCUGGUGCACUGUGUGGACAAAAGCCUUGACAAGGAGUACGAGGAGAACAACAAGUCGCUCUUCUACCCCAGCCAGAUCCUGGAGGUGUGUAGUAGAACUCUGUUGACAGAACCCAGAGAUGCUGAGCAGCCUGGAGUCGGCCUCCGUACGCAUCCUGAAGCCUCCGCCACCGCCUCCCGUGAUCGCCACGUCCCGCCUCCAGCCCGCCCACCAGGCCUCGGCCCCAAACGCACUGUCCCCAAGCUCGAGCUCGGCCCCGGGCCCCGGCCCUGCCCAGGCCGCCGUCGGGCCCCGGCUGGAGCCGCUGCGAAUGGCCACCAUCCAGGAGGACCCCAGCAGCGACUCGCACCUGGACGAGGACAUGCUGGAGGAGGACUUCCAGCCCAGCGGACCCACAAAGUCCUACGAGGACCUGACGGAGCAGCAACCAGCCCUGUCGCGCAGUGACAAGGCCCAGGUGUUCAGGCUCAAGAGGCAGCAACGCGUCGACAGCAAGGAAACAGAGUGCUGAACUCCCAGCCCCAAUAUUAGGGGUGAGGCAGGGAAAGGGGUGUGGUCAGGAGAUGGGUGGGGCUUAGAGGGGCAGGGCAGGGAAAGGGGUGUGAUCAGGAGAUGGGUGGGGCUUAGAGGGGCAGGGCAGGACCUGCAAACAUGGCUGAAUUAAACACGAGUGAGAGUAACUGCCAGUCAUGUGUUAAUGAUUAGUUAAUCGUUUCUUUUUUUUUUUCCUAAGGAAAUGUGUUGUGAUGCCAAGGACAGUCAGGGCCCUGACCCUAAGGUGCAUUUACUCUUCCAGCUACAGCUUCAGCGCACUCCCAUGGUCACCAUGGCAAUGUGCUAGUUUUGCGCGGGUUCCCCGAGGCGGGUUCUGUGGGUCGCCUUUCUGCUGAGUGACCGUGGUUGAGCCGCUGAGCCCCCCUUGUUCGGGCUUUCAGAGACGCGUUUGACCUCUUUAUCGUUGUUUCUCUAGCCACGCUGAAUGUUUUCUGGACAACUUGGUAGGUUGAUGAGUUAGUUGUUACUUAGAAGAUCAGGACUGGCGAGUGAGAGCCCCAUUUGCCUGAAUUAUGUUCUAUUACCCCCACCGCCUCAGAAUUUAUUUUUUGAAUAGUUGCCUAAAUGCUCGUGAUUCGGUCGUGGUUCCUAUCAUCCUGUGUACGCUUUUUUUUGCCUGGAUUUUCCCCCAGUGCGUGUAUCUGUUGCGGGGCCAAGGUGGCGUGCUGAGUGUGGUAUUCGGUGUCAUUGAUGCAGGUCACACUCCUGUGGUCAUGACUUUGUCCAGCACCAGACUGGAGGUUUGUGGUUUUGGUCCCUCAUGAAGGUGACAGUGGUGGCCCGGCUCCGCAUUAACGUGGGUCUGGGGGAAGGGUGGGGGGUUUUCUGCGUGAUGCCAGGUUCCCCUCCCCCCCAGAGAAGCCUUCCACUGCCACUGGAACGAGACUCUUUUGAAACUGGUUUGAACUGGGAUAUCUACUAGAAUUAGUAGUUCAUAUAAUCUGUGAGGUAUUGCUGGAGAAAUGUUACUGCAGGAACAUGUGUAUGUCUGUCUACCAUACCGGCAGUAAUCUGCACAAUUAAAUGAAAAGGAACUUUUUUUUUGGUAGUCUGAUGCUGAUAAUCACUUAAUAAAAUGACAAAUUAGCUCAAGUAUUUAAUUUCUCAGUAGCAGCAGUUUCUCUGCGUUAAUCUUUCCAACAAAAAUUUAAUCUUUUUGGUUUGCCAAGCUACUUUUGUGUUAAUGUGAAAUAACUUAUUUAUUUAGCCAGACUGCCUUUGUGUGAUAUCACUGUCUUCCUGUGUCACCUUCACUACUGUAAAUGGUAGCGGUGUCUAGCUGGCAGCCUGCAGUAAAUGCCACCUGUCACUCAGUGUUACCCGUGACUGUUAAUCAUGGCCUUAAUGACCAUUCGGUCGACUUUAUCAGAAUGUUUAGCACUAGACGCGGGGAAACCUUGGGUGGAAGCAGCCUGCGGGGCAGCGGCUUGAGCAGGAUGCCCCCCUGAUUCCACCACUCGCUGCUGCCAAAGAGGCUAUGACUGAGUGGUGUUUGCCCGUGUCCAGCAAAGGCAUCUCUGUCAAACCACUUCAGACUGUUUCUUGUGACUUCUUACCUGUACGCCUCUAGAUAAAAUGUUUAUAUUCAGCCAUUGUCUAUUUUCAGUUUUUCACUUUAGAAUGGCUUUCUUAGUGUUCCCUUUUUGUACUAUUUUUUUUUAAUAUAUACUCCCCCUUUCCUCCCAUUGCUUCUAGCCUUUGUUUUACUGCCUGCUUAAUUUUAUGGCUAUUUCACUUCUGUGUCAUUUUAACUUUACUGUAUAGCACACUGCAUAUGAGAAAUGUACGUAAAAUAAAAGGUAUUCAGAUGAUAAA
Brienomyrus brachyistius is the source of this 4707-nucleotide messenger RNA. It is a transcript of the gene adam17a, whose product is annotated as ADAM metallopeptidase domain 17a. NCBI's taxonomy places the organism in Eukaryota, Metazoa, Chordata, Actinopteri, Osteoglossiformes, Mormyridae. Bases 235 to 2784 code for a protein of 849 amino acids. Gene Ontology annotation, biological process: membrane protein ectodomain proteolysis; Notch signaling pathway. Gene Ontology annotation, cellular component: plasma membrane. The transcript has 20 exons. Gene Ontology annotation, molecular function: metalloendopeptidase activity. The record is from RefSeq and is a predicted model, not a curated record.